AUUGUGGAGUAAUGCUGUUGCAGUCUAAUCUUUAAAGACUCCACCUUUGUUUGCUGGCUAAAAAAUUAUGUGGUUGGGUAGAGAGAAAGAUCUUUUUUUUUAAUGAAGUAACAAAUUUUGCGUCCAAGGAUGUGCCUAGUGGUCAAUGAAGUGGGUUGAGCACACCUCUCAGUGCAGGUGUACAAGGCAAAAAGUUGAAAACCUGCAAAAAGAUAUGGAUUUUGUGCUGUUUUCUUGAUCUGUACAUUGCAUUAAAGAGGGAAUGCCUGGUUUGGAUUUGUAACAUAUGACUUUUUCAGGGACAUGACAUUCUGAUGGAUUUGAUGAGGCAUCCUGUUCUGGUAUCUGCCUCGUCUGCAUUUAAUGAUGUUGCAGAAAGGAGGUUCUCUGCUUCUAAAGACUCUAACUCUAGCAUAUCGAGACAUAAUAGAUGGGUUUACAUUUUCCAGAGAGAAUAUGCAACUGUGGAUCCUGCACUUGUUGAUGUGGUUGGCACAGAUGAAGCAACAACUUGCGUAGGCCUUGUCAUGAGGAAUCAAAAAAGUGGAAUGACAUCUGUUGCUCACUUGGAUUCACCAGAUGUUGUUGAUAUGGGCCUAUCCCAGAUGUUGGCUUUUGUUAUCAAUCAAAGCUCUGAUGCCAUGUUGGAUGUUCAUCUAAUUGGUGGUUUUGAUGAUGCUUCGCCUGAACAUGUUAAUGGUAUUACAAAAAGUCACGGAAAGUUGGAGGGCUAUUCCUUUCCUUUGUGUGAGAAAAUAGUUGACAGCCUGGCAAAGAGUAAUAUGAAGUUCCAGAUUCACACUCUCCACGUUCUCGGGCACAAUACAAGACGAGAUUCUGAAGGAAAUGCAUACCCUAUCUUCACUGGUUUCCUGGUGGAAACUGCCACUGGGUCUAUUCUCCCAGCAAACUUUGACGCAACAACAAGAUGUCCUGACGAAGUUGUUAGGAGAAUACGAGUGACUGCAUCGUUUGAGGACUGCAGUUGGAAUGGGAGGUUACUAGAGACAUAUGAUACGCAGGCUGACCAAUUUGUGAUUGCUCCGUGCACUUGGAGCAUGCGCAAGAUGCAUAUUGCCCUCAUGCUACAGAAUUUGUCUGACCAGGAAAUCCUUCUUAUGUGUUCCACCUCUCCUUCUGCCGAGGCUCCAGAUUUUGUUGAUAACCAAAGAAGGCAGUGUGACUAUUUAAUCCAACACCCAGAUUGGAGUGAAACAUUCCCUUUCAAAAAGCCACGUAUAUUUCGAAGGAUGGAAGAUAAGAGUUGGGUGAGACACCAAACAAAAUUUAGCAGCUCAUCUUAUGCAUACGCUGAUUAAGGCAGUUUUGUUCAAGGAGCCAGCUAGGCGAAAGGGGAAGUUGGCACGUGUUUUGUGGUGAUUACUAGUGUUUCUCCCAAGGCUAUACGGUAUAACUGAAAAAGGGGAAAGUAUGUUACUUUCCGAUUUCCUUCUAUCUUCAAAGGGGUUAAGAAGCUCAAGGGUGAUGUUCCCCCUCUCCACUAUUGCAGGUUAAAUCAGUUGUCUUGAAUAGCCUUGUUUCUGUGGAGAAGGGCAGGAACAGCUAAAACUUGCCUAUAAAAGCUCUAUUGAUGUGAUCGACUAUUAUUAACGCGCAUUGCACGUUCACAGAAGCUAGUUGAUAAAUAAAAGCUUGAAAUGAUAUGGAAAUUUGUUAGUUAGAUUUUCCUAAUAGUACAUUGUUUGACUGGAUGAAGGUAGCAGUGACUUCCCUUCACAAGUUCAAUUGAUGUCACUAUUUUUGAAGUGCAUUUUGGCUACCUAUAAAAGCUCUAUUGAUGUGA
This is a messenger RNA of Capsicum annuum, 1804 nucleotides long. Its product is annotated as protein N-terminal asparagine amidohydrolase. Gene Ontology annotation, molecular function: protein-N-terminal asparagine amidohydrolase activity. Gene Ontology annotation, biological process: ubiquitin-dependent protein catabolic process. Bases 315 to 1319 code for a protein of 334 amino acids. Gene Ontology annotation, cellular component: nucleus. NCBI's taxonomy places the organism in Eukaryota, Viridiplantae, Streptophyta, Magnoliopsida, Solanales, Solanaceae. The record is from RefSeq and is a predicted model, not a curated record. The transcript has 10 exons.